GAAGAAACUAGUCAACGUGCUGGAUGCUGUUUUCAAUCCUGAAGUUCACUGACCCAGAGCAGUUCCAAGCAGUUGUAGAAGUCAGUCAGCAGUAUCAUGUCCAAGCAGCCUCCCAAGAUGAAGACAGAGUUGAGGACAAGGGGAAAGAAGAGGGAGAGGACUCCCUCUCCAGAGGGAUCCCUUUCUUCACCAGGUGAUGAGACGCCUCAUCAAUUUGCAGUACCCCAGAUAAGCAUCUCUCCAAGGUUGAGGGACCAAACCUCCCAGUUUAACACAUCUUCUCAGGCCACAGCAACAGAUGCCAGUGUGACAGCAUCACCGGUUGCCACACCUCUGGUCACCAGCCCCACCAGUCAGUCCUCCCAUGAUCAGUCUCCAUCUGCCCGAUCACACCAUUUGUCUCCCAGUCUGAAGGCAGCCAAAGCCACUGCCAAGAAGCCAAGGGCCCCCAGACAAGACUUCGUGUUAUCCGAAGAAGAAGAAAAGGUCAUGUUUGAGUGGCUUGAGACAACAGAAGAGGUUUGGAACGCAAAGAAGGCUGGUUAUCAUAAACAUGAUGUCAAACAAGGACUUUGGGAGGCCCAGGCCAAAGUUAUAAACAAGAGUGCUGAACAUCUGAUUGGGUGGUUUAAGAGUGUCCGUGACACGAACACUCGACUCAUCAAGAAGGGCAAAGGGAAAUCAGGGGAUGGAGAUGAUGAUGAUGAAAUCUGGACAGACCGAAAACGGUUCAUAAUGGCAUCCAUGAAAUUCAUGGAUAAGGUGGUUUAUCAUCGGCCGAAAGCAGUCAGAAGUGUGGAGGCUGUUGUCCUUGAGCACUCAGGCAACUUGGAUGAGGCUGCUGAGGCUGCUGCUGCACAGGAAGCCGCGGACGUUGAUUCUGAAGGUGAACCGAGGGCUUCCACUUCAGCUCGUCCAAGAAGGCGAAGUAUCAGAGAAGGCGAGAUGGAUCGAAUGUUACAGCUAAUGCAGGAACGAGUGGAGGAGAAUCAAGCCUGCAUGGAAGAACUGCAAAAGUGUAAAGAGCAGCAGCCCAGCACAGCUAGGAUCACCUUUGCAGACUAUAUCCGGGACUCCUUAAACACCAUGUCAGAAUGGAGCUACAGAAAAGCAAAGGAUGAAAUGUACCGGGUGUUGACAAAGUAUGAAGAUGGAGCUGAAGAGGAAAGGGUCAAGCAGCAGCAGCAACAACAACCUCACCACCACAUGAGGCCACUACACCCUGUCCUGCCUGUCCAAGGACUGCAGCCGGUCCUGUCCUGUCUUUCUACAAACAUGUCUGAAGUCCAGCAGCUGAGGGACAUGUUGAAACUACAGCUAACACCUGCUGAUGAAGGAACGAUCACAGACCAGGAAGAAGAAAUGAGUCAUUUAAAAGAAGAGAACAAAAGAGGUAAAGGGCUGAAUGCUAUUUUUAAUCCUCUAAAUCUCUUCCACAGAACAGAUCAAAAGACUCAACCUUCAGUCUCACCGUAUGGAAUGGGCGGAGUCUGUGGACAGAUUGACUCAGACGUCAUGGUUGCUGUCAUAGUUGCUGUGUACGUGUCACAUGAAGUCUACAAACGCUGUACGUGA
Thalassophryne amazonica is the source of this 1575-nucleotide messenger RNA. RefSeq lists its product as uncharacterized. NCBI's taxonomy places the organism in Eukaryota, Metazoa, Chordata, Actinopteri, Batrachoidiformes, Batrachoididae. The coding region runs from base 97 to 1575 and encodes 492 amino acids. The record is from RefSeq and is a predicted model, not a curated record. The transcript is spliced from 8 exons.